AUGGUUCGAGAGUGGUGUCUGAAGAAAGUCUUUGGAGAGAAGUCUGAUGCUCUUCAUAUAUUCAUAACAGGUGGAGCAGGAACAGGCAAGAGCCAUCUUAUCAAAGCCAUAAAUUGUGAAGCAUCACGAAUACUAGGGAAAAACGUGACUUCUCCCAACAGUAUAUCAGUGGCACUUGCUGCGUUUACUGGAACAGCUGCAUUUAACAUUGGAGGGAAUACUAUCCACCAUUUAUUUUCACUGCCAAAAUAUAUGCCUUUGCCAUACGAACCAUUAAAAGAACAGAGUCUAAGUGAAAUGAGAGUUCAACUUUGUGAUCUGCAAAUUUUGGUUAUUGAUGAAAUUUCAAUGGUGUAUAAAAGAUUAUUGUACUAUGUUCACGAAAGACUUGUACAGAUUAAAAAAUGCAAAGAACCAUUUGGAGGAAUAUCAGUGAUUGCUGUGGGAGAUUUCUACCAGCUACCUCCUGUGAAACAAAGAAAAGAGGAAAGACUGUAUAAGGAUAAUGCUCUCUAUCCCGUUGACUAUUGGUUAGACUUUUUCAAAGUAGUGGAAUUAUCUGAAAUUAUGAGACAACGUGAAGACAUUCCAUUUGCAACAGCACUGAAUUCACUCCGGAGUAGAGUAGCAAACGAUCCACUUGAAGAAGAAACACGUACUAUCCUAAACGACUGUGUAAAAGAAGGACCAGAGGAUGUUCUGCACGUCUAUGCAACAAAUGACGAAGUUAAUGCAUAUAACUUGACAAUGCUAAGAAGAUCUUGUAAAGAUCUUGUUGAGAUUGAUGCGAAAGAUUUUCUGAAAGAUAGAACAUCAGGCAAGCUUAUAUUAAGAGGAAAAGCAUUAACAAGGUCGAAAACAGACAAUCUCUCUAGCAGUUUAUUAUUGGGAGUUGGUGCAAGAGUUAUGCUCACAACGAACUGCAAUGUAGAGGAUGGUCUUGUGAAUGGAGUUAUGGGGCAUAUAUCUCAUUUUGUAUAUGGUCAAAUGGAUGUGGCAAAAUCUGUUAUUGCUAUUGGAGUUAUAUUUGACAAUACAAAUGUUGGAAAGAAGUCUGCAACUAAAACGAAAAAUGGAAAUAUUGUUCUAAUUGAAAGAGUUCAAGAGGAGAUCUUAGAACAGAAAACAAAGAAUGUAGUGCGGCAUCACUGA
This is a messenger RNA of Saccostrea cuccullata (small rock oyster), 1152 nucleotides long. RefSeq lists its product as uncharacterized. Bases 1 to 1152 code for a protein of 383 amino acids. The transcript has 2 exons. Gene Ontology annotation, biological process: telomere maintenance; DNA repair. Gene Ontology annotation, molecular function: DNA helicase activity. The record is from RefSeq and is a predicted model, not a curated record. Lineage: Eukaryota; Metazoa; Mollusca; Bivalvia; Ostreida; Ostreidae.